This is a messenger RNA of Eimeria acervulina, 363 nucleotides long. RefSeq lists its product as hypothetical. The transcript is spliced from 2 exons. The coding region runs from base 1 to 363 and encodes 120 amino acids. Lineage: Eukaryota; Apicomplexa; Conoidasida; Eucoccidiorida; Eimeriidae. The record is from RefSeq and is a predicted model, not a curated record.
AUGGAAGCAGCUCCAGCCAAUGAGAUCAGCCCCAGUAGGGGGGGCUUACCUCCCUUAGUGGACCGCUUCUGCAGCACCAGCUCUCUGCACAUGCUUCAGCAGCAGCAGCAGCAGCAGCGGCAGCAGCAUCAGCAGCAUCAGCAGCAGCAGCAGCAGCGACAGCAGCAGCUCGACUGGAGUGGCAAAAGGCUGUCUUGGAAUUUGAAUAAGUCCAAAAAGGGGGCAGGGGAGGGUUCUCCUGUUGCUGCUGCUGCUGCAGCUUCUACUGCAGCUGCCGCUGCUGCAGCAGCAACCGCUAUGGAUGCUCUUGCUGCUGCUGCAGAUGCAGCAGAUAUUCUCUCACAGCCAAGUACUAUCCAUUAG